Molecule: messenger RNA, 830 nt
Organism: Larimichthys crocea (large yellow croaker)
Lineage: Eukaryota; Metazoa; Chordata; Actinopteri; Sciaenidae
Gene: liat1
Product: ligand of ATE1
Exons: 3
Coding region: 251-757 (168 amino acids)
Biological process (GO): protein arginylation
Source: RefSeq, a predicted model, not a curated record
CACGUUGCCAUGGGGACGCGUCCCUGGGCAACGCGGCGGUGAAGCGUGAUUUGGUAAUGCGUGUCCCACAACACAGCUCGGACUCAGUUCAUCUGGCUUCUGUUUCAAAUGAAACAGCUCGUUUUAACGGUGAAGAACAACAACAGGUGCUGAUCCACGAAGCUGCACUCCCACGCACCAUCAUCGUCUCCAGUGAACUUGUUCAGCCUGCACGGACAUAUUCAGUAGAACCGUGUGCCAAGACGACAUCAUGCCAGAAGAGAAGCAGCAGUCUCAGCCAUGCAGGAGCACAGACAAGAAGAAGAAGGAGAGGAAGAAAAGCAAGAGGUCCACUGCUUCCUGCUCUCCUCCACAGAAUUCAGAGAAACCUCAGGCGUCAUCUUUGCCUCCUGAGACCUUGCCGAUGUCCCUGCUGCCUCAUCGGAGUCUUAUCUCGGGUCAGUCUCAAAGCCAGCUGCCCAAGCCCAGAACUGCAAGUAAGAAAGACAGAGAACGGCCUGCCAGGAGUGGUCGGAAAAGCAAAAAACACACCAAGGAUUUAACGUCCCUGCUGACAGUGACAAGCAAAACAAGUGAGAGCGAAUCUCCAGUGCAGAGAUUUGUGGCAGAGGUCAGCACCCAGGCCAGGGAGAGCCUGAGGUGGGAGGGAGUGCUGAAGGACCCUCAGGCUGAGGAGAGGAGACUGGAGGUGUACAGGGCUAACAGGCGGCAGCGUUACAUCGCACACAGAGAGGCUCUGUUAAAAGAAAUGCAGUGAGACAGACUUCUCAUAAAAGGAGCAGAGAGAAAGAGCUUCGACUGGAUCUGAAUUAAAGAAGCUUAUGCUCUUA